Molecule: messenger RNA, 393 nt
Organism: Triticum turgidum subsp. durum (durum wheat)
Lineage: Eukaryota; Viridiplantae; Streptophyta; Magnoliopsida; Poales; Poaceae
Source: the annotation of a GenBank genome assembly
AUGAGGAAUGCGGCAGUUGACGCGCAAAUGAACGGCGGCGGCGCCUCUUCGUCGCCCAUGAUCCCGCCGCCGUUCUGGUCGACGCCGACGCCGUACCUCUUCAUCGGCUUCGCGGUGGUGAUGAGCCUCAUCGCGGUGGCGCUGGCCGUGCUCCUCUGCUCCCGCCGCAGGGAGGGAGACCGCGAGGACGAGGAGGCGGUCCCGGCCGGGAUGAUGUCCGUGCGCGUGCUGACGCCUCUGGACAGGGAGGUGCCCAAGGUGGUGGUGGUGAUGGCUGGCGACGACAUGCCGUCCUUCCUCGCCAGCGCCACGCCGCUCGCCUUCGCUGAGGCGGCUAAGGUGCAGCGCCCGUACUGCCAGUGCGGCGCCAAGGACGUCGCCGCCCCCGUAUAG